Eutrema salsugineum is the source of this 832-nucleotide messenger RNA. RefSeq names its product LOB domain-containing protein 1. The transcript has 2 exons. Bases 99 to 722 code for a protein of 207 amino acids. NCBI's taxonomy places the organism in Eukaryota, Viridiplantae, Streptophyta, Magnoliopsida, Brassicales, Brassicaceae. The record is from RefSeq and is a predicted model, not a curated record.
UAAUUUUCCUCCACCAUUUUCCUCCACCAAAUUCAUAAUUUGAUCAAUUAACCCCCCAAAACGCAAAAUUAAAAAAAAAACAACAUUCUAAGUUGAUAAUGCUUGAUAUGGAGAAUAAAGGUGACGCUUCUGCUGCUAUCAUCUCUGCAUCAUCAAACUCUUCUCAUCCCCCACCGCUUUCACCGCGGGUUGUGCUUAGCCCAUGCGCAGCUUGCAAAAUCCUGCGUCGACGUUGCGGAGAGAAAUGCGUUUUGGCACCGUACUUCCCUCCAACGGAGCCGGCCAAGUUCACCAUCGCCCACCGCGUCUUUGGUGCCAGCAACAUCAUUAAGUUCUUGCAGGAACUUCCAGAAUCACAAAGAACUGAUGCGGUGAACAGUAUGGUGUAUGAAGCCGGAGCUAGAAUUAGAGAUCCGGUUUAUGGAUGUGCAGGUGCCAUAUACCAUCUACAAAGACAAGUUAGUGAACUCCAAGCACAGCUUGCAAAAGCUCAAGUUGAGAUAGUGAAUAUGCAGUCUCAAAGAUCAAAUUUACUAGAACUGAUUCAUAAUUACAUGGACCAACCAAAACAAGAACAACAUUAUAUGUCGUUUGGGAGUUCCUUUGAAAAUUGUGAUGAGUUCAUAGGCAGCCCCGAUGAAGAGAGCAAUGAUUUUGGAUUCCUCAAAGACAACUCAAACACCAACCUAUCAAUGUUGUGGUGUGAUCCGUUUUGGAUAUGAUCAUAACUAUAAUUUUGAUUACUUCACUUCAAGGCCCUUUAGUAAUUCAGGGUUACGUAGUAUACACAUAUGUUAAAGACACUAGAAUGUAAUAUAUGGUGACAUUUUUG